CUGGCAGCACGCCGGACCCGCUGUCUCGCUAAGGCACAGCUGAUGGUGGCAGCAGCCUGGUGGCUUCUCUUAUAUCCGAGAAGGUAGCAAGAGAGAGUUUCAGGUUUCGUGCUCGGAAUCUCGGGAGGCUCGGGGAGCGCGUGCUUCAUUGCCUAGUAACGGCGCUCAGCGAGAAUGCGCGUUUCUUCUCUAGCCCCUCUCUGGAGCCCAAUUGCGGAAUGCACCUGCUCACCUGUUCCUGUCCGUCCCUAACGGGACACGUUCACAGUCCCCCUCUGCCUCUCCUUCUCCCUCUCUCUAACACACACACACACGCACACACACACACCCACACACACGCACACCUCCACCCCGCCUGCCCCAGCACCCCGGACUGAGUACGCAGGCGUGGUGAACAGUACCGCAGGCAGGGGGCGGCAACAUGGCGGAGCGAGUGGUGUCGCCUUCACAACGACAACACUAGCAGCUGCACCGCUACUGGCUGACAUCUCCUUGAAUCCAAAAAAGGGGACAACGUAUUCCGUUAAUUCUUGAGAUACAGAAAAAAAUACCUGCAGACUGCAGAGCCUUUAACAAAAAACGCUGUGGGGAGGAGAAGGAGGACUGGAGGAUUUUUUCUUUAUGAUUAUUCCAGAAUCAUCUUUUAUGCCUUUUCUUAGUCGGUGGUGAUAUUGACAAAAAAAAGAAAAGACAGAAAGAAAUAAAACGGUGUCUGUAUAAAGACAGGUGAGACUGUGGUCGCUCCUCUGGAUUCCAGGAGGAAAUGUCAACCGAAAAGCCGGUGUCGGUCCCGAGUUCGGCGGCGAUCACGGAUCGGGAGUCUCCUCCCCAGGGUCUUGGCCAGCAGAUAGCUACUGGGGAAGUGAUGGUGUCCGGUUCGGGUUCGAUGGUGCUGCCUGCAGGGGUGAUCAACCCCUCGGUCCCGAUCCGGAAUAUCAAAAUGAAAUUCGCCGUUUUGAUCGGACUGAUUCAGGUCGGGGAGGUGAGCAACAGGGACAUCGUCGAAACGGUGCUCAACCUGCUUGUCGGAGGAGAAUUUGAUUUAGAGAUGAACUUUAUUAUCCAGGAUGCUGAAAGUAUAGCUUGCAUGGUAGAACUACUGGAACACUGUGACGUUACUUGUCAGGCUGAAAUCUGGAGUAUGUUCACAGCUAUUUUACGGAAAAGUGUUAGAAAUCUGCAAACAAGUACAGAAGUUGGCCUUAUAGAACAGGUGCUACUGAAAAUGAGCACCGUUGAUGACAUGAUAGCAGAUCUUUUGGUUGACAUGUUGGGAGUUCUUGCCAGCUAUAGCAUAACCGUCAAGGAACUGAAACUCUUAUUCAGCAUGUUGCGAGGAGAAAGUGGAAUCUGGCCAAGACAUGCAGUCAAAUUGUUGUCAGUUUUGAAUCAGAUGCCUCAAAGGCAUGGGCCAGACACCUUUUUCAAUUUCCCAGGACGCAGUGCAGCAGCUAUUGCAUUGCCUCCCAUUGCUAAGUGGCCUUACCAAAAUGGCUUUACUCUCAACACAUGGUUUCGAAUGGAUCCCUUGAAUAACAUCAAUGUAGACAAAGACAAGCCCUACCUUUACUGCUUUCGAACAAGCAAAGGAGUUGGCUACUCAGCACAUUUUGUUGGCAACUGUUUAAUAGUCACUUCGUUAAAAUCGAAAGGGAAAGGUUUUCAGCAUUGUGUGAAGUACGACUUUCAACCUCAGAAAUGGUACAUGAUCAGCAUUGUUCACAUCUACAACCGCUGGCGAAACAGUGAAAUUCGAUGUUAUGUCAAUGGACAGCUAGUGUCUUAUGGUGAUAUGGCCUGGCAUGUUAACACGAAUGACAGUUAUGAUAAAUGCUUCUUGGGUUCAUCUGAGACGGCUGAUGCCAACAGAGUUUUUUGUGGUCAGCUGGGAGCAGUUUAUGUUUUCAGCGAAGCACUUAAUCCAGCACAGAUUUUUGCAAUACAUCAGCUAGGACCUGGAUACAAGAGUACUUUUAAGUUUAAAUCAGAAAGUGACAUACACUUGGCUGAACAUCACAAGCAGGUCCUUUAUGAUGGGAAACUUGCCAGCAGUAUAGCUUUUACAUACAACGCCAAGGCUACAGAUGCCCAGCUCUGCCUCGAAUCUUCACCAAAGGAAAAUUCCUCCAUUUUUGUACACUCCCCUCAUGCCCUUAUGCUUCAGGAUGUAAAGGCAAUAGUGACUCAUUCCAUUCAUAGUGCAAUCCACUCAAUUGGUGGGAUUCAGGUUCUUUUUCCAUUAUUUGCACAACUGGACUACCGUCAACAGAAUGACAGUCAGGUUGAAACCACAGUAUGUGCUACACUUUUGGCUUUCCUGGUUGAACUGUUGAAAAGUUCUGUAGCCAUGCAGGAACAAAUGUUGGGUGGAAAAGGCUUCUUGGUUAUUGGCUAUCUCUUGGAAAAGUCAUCAAGAGUGCACAUAACCCGUGCAGUUCUGGAGCAGUUCCUGUCAUUUGCGAAGUAUCUAGAUGGCCUGACACAUGGCGCACCACUCCUGAAGCAACUAUGUGACCAUAUUCUGUUUAAUGCUGCUAUCUGGAUUCAUACCCCUGCAAAGGUCCAGUUGUCACUGUAUACUUAUCUUUCUGCUGAAUUUAUUGGUACUGCCACCAUUUACAGUACCAUCCGUAGGGUUGGCACUGUACUACAGUUGAUGCAUACCCUGAAGUAUUACUACUGGGCACUGAAUCCUCUUGAUAGCAGUGGCAUAACGCCUAAAGGUUUAGAUGGUCCACGUCCAUCACAGAAGGAAAUCAUUUCUCUUCGAGCUUUCAUGCUGCUGUUUCUAAAACAGCUUAUAUUGAAGGACCGUGGUGUUAAAGAAGAUGAACUGCAGAGCAUUUUGAACUACUUGUUGACAAUGCAUGAGGAUGAAAAUAUUCACGAUGUUUUGCAGCUUCUUGUUGCUUUAAUGUCAGAGCAUCCAGCAUCAAUGAUACCGGCAUUUGACCAGAGAAAUGGCAUAAGGGUUAUCUACAAGCUACUGGCAUCCAAGAGUGAAAGCAUCCGGGUUCAAGCCCUUAAAGUGCUUGGAUAUUUUUUGAAGCAUUUAGGUCACAAACGGAAGGUUGAAAUUAUGCACACGCACAGUCUCUUCACCCUGCUUGGCGAAAGGUUAAUGCUUCACACCAACACUGUAACUGUGACAACGUAUAACACACUUUAUGAGAUAUUAACUGAGCAAGUAUGCACUCAGGUUGUACAUAAGCCUCACCCAGAGCCAGAUUCUUCUGUAAAAAUCCAGAAUCCAAUGAUCCUUAAGGUGGUUGCAACCUUAUUGAAAAAUUCCACCCCGAGUGCAGAACUCAUGGAAGUGCGUCGCCUAUUUCUUUCUGAUAUGAUAAAAUUGUUUAGUAACAGCAGAGAGAAUAGACGGUGUCUUCUUCAGUGUUCUGUCUGGCAGGACUGGAUGUUUUCUCUUGGUUACAUAAAUCCAAAAAACCCUGAAGAGCAGAAGAUCACAGAAAUGGUCUAUAACAUCUUCCGGAUUCUCCUGUAUCAUGCAAUAAAAUAUGAAUGGGGAGGUUGGAGAGUUUGGGUUGAUACACUCUCUAUUGCACAUUCAAAGGUGACUUAUGAAGCCCACAAGGAGUAUUUGGCAAAGAUGUAUGAGGAAUAUCAAAGGCAGGAAGAAGAAAACAUGAAAAAGGGCAAAAAAGGAAAUGUUAGUACUAUUUCUGGCCUUUCAUCUCAAACAGCGGGAGUAAAAGGAGCCAUUGAGAUUCGAGAAAUUGAUGACAGCUCCCAGACACAAACUCCAGAAAGUGAGACUGACUAUGCAGUGACUACAGACACAAGGAACUUGCUUGCAGAAACCAAAGGACCAGAUGAUGGACUAGGGGCCUCUGAAAGGCAGUCGGCUGGUGUUCGGGUUGAGGUUCAUGAUCUUUUAGUAGACAUCAAAGCUGAAAAAGUGGAGGCCACUGAAGUAAAACUUGAUGAUAUGGAUCUGUCUCCAGAGACAUUAGGCACCGCAGAAAAUGGUGCUCUAGUGGAGGUAGACUCUCUCCUUGACAAUGUUUAUUGUGCUGCUGUAGAAAAGUUGAAGAGCAGUGUCAGUGGGAGUAUAGUUUCUAAAGAAAGUGAAGACAAAAACAGUGGCCCCUUAAUAACGCUUGCUGAUGACAAAGACAGCUUAACCAACAGCAGUACCUCAUUUCUUUUUGGGAAAGUUUCAAGCCAGGAGGAAAAACUGAUUUCAGACCUGACAUCUAGUGACAUUGUAAUGCCAAAUGCCCAGGAUAUUCAGGUUCACACAAGUGCAGCUGAUGAUCUAGGACUCCUUGCGCAUAUGACAGGUAGUGCAGACUUAACAUCUGCAGCAAAUAUUCUUGAGAGCAAUGAAUUCAAAAUCCAGACCACUUUGGAUGACAUCAGUGCAAUUACAGAAGAUGAAAAUGCUUCAAGAGGAGCAGAAUUUUCUGAUAUGCCAAAUACAGGUGUGGACUGUGAGCCAUCUGUAAUCAAAACAGCAGGCAGUAUAGAUGCAGUUAGCACUACUUCAGAUACAGAAAGGUCUGAUGAUGGAAAAGACAAAGAAAUCAAGAAAAUACAGACCACUGCUACCACUCAAGCUGUCCAAGGCAGGUCAGGGAGCCAGGUGGAGAGGGAUCUGCGAGUUGAUUUGGGUUUCAGAGGAAUGCCAAUGACUGAAGAACAAAGAAGACAAUUUAGCCCUGGUCCUCGCACCACUAUGUUUCGUAUCCCUGAAUUUAAGUGGUCACCUAUGCACCAGAGACUUUUAACUGAUUUGCUGUUUGCUUUGGAAACCGAUGUUCAUGUUUGGAGAAGCCAUUCUACCAAGUCUGUGAUGGAUUUUGUCAACAGUAAUGAGAAUAUAAUUUUUGUACAUAAUACCAUACACCUCAUUUCUCAGAUGGUAGACAAUAUAAUAAUUGCCUGUGGAGGAAUACUACCAUUGUUGUCAGCAGCAACUUCACCUUCUGGUUCUAAGGUUAGUAUUACUGCUACGGAGUUGGAGAAUAUUGAAGCAACACAAGGUAUGUCGGCAGAGACAGCAGUGACGUUCCUUAGCCGGCUGAUGGCUAUGGUUGAUGUGCUCGUAUUUGCAAGCUCUCUUAAUUUCAGCGAAAUUGAAGCAGAAAAGAACAUGUCCUCUGGAGGCUUAAUGAGACAAUGUCUGAGGCUUGUCUGCUGUGUUGCUGUUCGGAACUGCCUUGAGUGUAGGCAAAGGCAGAGAGAUAGGACAACAAAAAGUUCUCUGCCAAACUGCAAAACUCAGGAAAAUGUGCAGUGUGCUAGUGGGGUGGUGGGUGGCAAGACAACCUUGGAGAACGUGCCUGGUAACCUUUCGCCCAUCAAAGACCCAGACCGACUGUUACAAGAUGUGGAUAUUAACCGUCUUCGAGCAGUUGUGUUUCGUGAUGUGGACGACAGCAAACAAGCUCAGUUUUUAGCACUGGCUGUUGUGUACUUUAUAUCUGUAUUAAUGGUUUCAAAGUACCGUGAUAUACUGGAGCCACAAAGAGAGACCGCUAGAUCUGGAAGCCAGUCUGGAAGAAAUAUCCGGCAAGAAAUCAACUCCCCAACAAGUACAGGUCUGGAAUUAUUAGAGAACCCAGCUUCAUUUUCUGAAAACGUUAAGGAUAAAGAAAACAUAACACCCAUUGAAGAUCUACAUAUAGAGAGUUCCCUGCCACACACGGAUUCAGGGAUUGGUGAAGAGCAGGUCUCUAAUGUACUGAAUGGUACAGAUCUUGAACCAAGUGCAGGCCCUGAUGCCAUGAGUGAGCUUCUGUCAACUUUAUCAUCAGAAGUGAAGAAAUCACAGGACAGCUUACCAGAAAGUCCAAGUGAAAUUCUAAAGCCUGCAUCUUCUAUAUCAAGCAUAAGCCAAGGUAACAAAGGAAUCAAUGUCAAAGAGAUCCUGAAGAGCUUGGUAGCAGCUCCUGUUGAAGGACCAGAGUCGGGACCUGAACCCCUACCAUAUCCAGACCCUUCUGUGAAAAGAGAAGCACAGGUCAUUCUGCCCAUGCAGUUCCACUCUUUUGACAGAAGUGUGGUUGUGCCUGUAAAGAAGCCCCCACCAGGUAGUUUGGCAGUAAACACAGUGGGUGCUGCUAGUGCAGCAGGAGGACUUUCUGCUGGAAGCACACCGAAUAUAUUUGCUGCAGCAUCGGCAACUCCAAAAAGCAUGAUCAAUACAACAGGUGCAACAGAUUCAGCAUCUUCUUCCUCCUCAUCAUCAUCAAGUUUUGUGAAUGGUGCUACCAGCAAAAAUCUUCCCGCUGUGCAGACUGUUGCGCCCAUGCCAGAAGACACUGUUGAAAACAUGAGUGAUGUGGACCAGUGUCCACUCAGAGCUGGACUGAAAUCACAAGAACUCAAUUCAAUUAGUCCUCUGGUUGGAUUCAUACCAGGUCCUGGAGGUGAAGGCCAAUGUCUUAGCAUUACCACAAAACUUGAACGUGCUUUGGAAAAAGUAGCACCUCUUUUAAGAGAAAUCUUUGUAGACUUUGCUCCCUUCCUUUCCCGCACACUGCUUGGCAGCCACGGCCAGGAGUUGCUGAUAGAAGGUACAGGCCUUGUUUGUAUGAAGUCAAGUACAUCUGUCGUGGAGCUGGUUAUGCUGCUUUGUUCUCAGGAAUGGCAGAAUUCAAUACAAAAGAAUGCAGGCCUUGCAUUUAUAGAGUUGAUCAAUGAAGGAAGACUUCUUUGUCAUGCUAUGAAAGACCACAUAGUUCGCGUGGCGAAUGAGGCCGAAUUCAUUUUGAACAGGCAGAGAGCCGAAGAUGUCCACAAACAUGCAGAGUUUGAGUCCAACUGUGCCCAGUAUGCUGCUGACAGGAGAGAAGAGGAGAAGAUGUGUGACCAUCUCAUAAGUGCUGCGAAACACAGGGAUCAUGUGACAGCUAAUCAGCUAAAGCAGAAGAUCCUAAACAUUUUAACAAACAAGCAUGGAGCUUGGGGUACACUCUCUCAGAGUCAGUUGCAUGAUUUCUGGCGCCUGGACUAUUGGGAAGAUGAUCUGCGAAGGAGAAGGCGUUUUGUCCGCAAUGCCUUUGGGUCCACCCACCCAGAUGUCAUGCUGAAAUCUAUAGAAGACUAUGGUACAGAAGAAGAUGAUGUCUUGAAAUCAAAGAAAAGCUUCCGUAGCCAAGCAGUAGUGAACCAAAAUGCAGAAGCUGAGCUCAUGCUGGAAGGAGAUGAUGAUGCUGUCAGUCUUUUACAAGAAAAGGAGAUUGACAAUCUGGCAGCAUUUUUCCUUCCCAGAAUAUUUACAUCAAGAGGACCAGUUGUCCUCAGCACACCGGCACAACUUAUAGCUCCUGUUAUUGUGGCUAAAGGAACUCUGUCCAUUACAACUACAGAAAUAUAUUUCGAAGUAGAUGAAGAUGAUUCUUCUUUUAAAAAGAUCGACUCCAAAGUGCUUGCAUAUUCUGAAGGCCUUCAUGGAAAAUGGAUGUUCAGUGAGAUCCGAGCUGUAUUCUCCAGGCGGUAUCUUCUCCAGAACACUGCUUUGGAAGUGUUUAUGGCAAACAGAACAUCUGUUAUGUUCAACUUUCCCGAUCAAGCAACAGUCAAGAAGGUUGUCUACAGCUUACCUAGAGUUGGAGUUGGCACUAGUUAUGGUCUGCCACAAGCAAGGAGAAUUUCAUUGGCCACUCCUCGCCAACUGUUCAAGUCCUCCAAUAUGACACAGCGUUGGCAAAGAAGAGAAAUUUCCAACUUUGAGUACCUGAUGUUCCUCAACACCAUAGCUGGGAGGACGUAUAAUGAUUUAAAUCAGUAUCCUGUCUUCCCAUGGGUGUUAACCAACUAUGAGUCAGAAGAAUUGGACCUGACCCUACCUGGAAACUUCAGAGACCUCUCAAAGCCUAUUGGAGCAUUAAACCCAAAGAGAGCUGUCUUCUAUGCUGAACGUUAUGAGACGUGGGAAGAUGAUCAGACACCACCAUACCAUUAUAACUCGCACUACUCCACUGCUGGAUCCACGCUCAUAUGGCUUGUUAGAAUUGAGCCAUUUACUACAUUCUUUCUCAAUGCAAACGAAAAUAAAUUUGACCAUCCAGAUCGCACCUUCUCUUCUAUUGCAAGAUCAUGGCGGAAUUGUCAAAGAGAUACCUCAGAUGUCAAGGAGCUGAUCCCAGAGUUCUACUAUCUCCCUGAGAUGUUUGUGAACAGCAAUGCAUAUAAUCUGGGAGUUAGAGAUGACAGAACAGUUGUAUCUAAUGUUGAUCUCCCGCCUUGGGCUAAAAAGCCAGAAGAUUUUGUCCGGAUAAAUCGAAUGGCCCUGGAAAGUGAGUUUGUUUCCUGUCAGCUACAUCAAUGGAUUGACCUUAUUUUUGGAUACAAGCAACGAGGCCCAGAGGCUGUGCGUGCCCUGAAUGUCUUUCACUAUUUGACCUAUGAGGGUUCAGUAAAUUUGGACAGUGUCACAGAUCCUGUUCUCAGAGAGAUACCUGAGCCUUAUUUUAUUAGAGAUCCUCACAAUUUCCUCCUUACUGCAGACUUUAUAAAGGCAAUGGAGGCACAAAUACAGAAUUUUGGACAGACGCCAUCUCAGUUGCUUAUUGAGCCACAUCCACCUCGGAGCUCUGCCAUGCACCUGUGUUUCCUUCCACAGAGUCCCCUCAUGUUUAAGGAUCAGAUGCAGCAGGAUGUUAUCAUGGUGCUCAAAUUCCCAUCCAACUCUCCUGUUACACAUGUGGCAGCAAACACACUACCCCACCUCACCAUCCCAGCUGUGGUAACAGUUACAUGCAGUAGACUCUUUGCUGUCAAUCGCUGGCACAACACAGUAGGCCUCAGAGGGGCCCCUGGCUAUUCUCUGGAGCAGGCUCAUCACUUACCCAUUGAAAUGGAUCCAUUAAUUGCAAACAACUCGGGUAUGAACAAAAGGCAAAUUACAGACUUAGUGGACCAAAGCAUCCAGAUCAAUACACACUGCUUUGUUGUGACUGCUGAUAACCGAUACAUACUAGUUUGUGGAUUCUGGGAUAAAAGCUUUAGAGUCUACUCCACUGAGACAGGAAAACUGACACAGAUUGUUUUUGGCCACUGGGAUGUCGUGACAUGCCUAGCACGGUCUGAAUCUUACAUUGGUGGUGACUGCUAUAUUGUGUCUGGAUCAAGAGAUGCCACUCUGCUUCUGUGGUACUGGAGUGGAAGACAUCAUAUCAUUGGUGAUAACCCUAAUAACAGCGACUACCCAGCACCCAGAGCAGUUCUCACUGGUCAUGAUCACGAGGUGGUUUGUGUUUCUGUGUGUGCUGAGCUGGGCCUGGUCAUCAGUGGAGCUAAAGAAGGACCAUGUCUAGUGCACACAAUCACAGGAGACCUUCUGCGAGCAUUAGAAGGUCCAGAGAACUGCCUCUAUCCAAGACUUAUUUCAGUGUCCAGUGAGGGACACUGCAUUAUCUAUUAUGAGCGAGGGAGAUUUUGUAACUUCAGCAUCAAUGGAAAACUUCUGGCUCAAAUGGAGAUUAGUGACUCAACAAGAGCUAUACUUUUAAGUAGCGAUGGACAGAACCUUGUAACAGGGGGUGACAAUGGAGUUGUUGAAGUAUGGCAAGCUUGUGACUUUAAGCAACUGUAUAUUUAUCCUGGAUGUGAUGCAGGUAUCAGAGCAAUGGAUCUGUCACAUGAUCAAAGGACUCUGAUUACUGGAAUGGCUUCUGGAAGCAUUGUUGCUUUUAACAUUGAUUUUAACCGAUGGCAUUAUGAACAUCAGAACAGAUACUGAACCGUGACCAAGGAGUGAGUGCAUUGGGAAUGGCAGUUUGCGAGCCGAUAGCACAAGUACAGCAGGGAACAACCAGUGAACAAGAAAAGAAAAAUGGAAACUUCAGUAUCAAGCCCUCUGAUCCUCGCUCCAUCACGCCCAGCAAUAGCAGUCCAUUAUAGUCCAGUACCAUCCUCGCUUGUGUUCUUAAUUCAUGCCUAGACGCCAGCUGCUAAUUGCUGUAGCUCGUAUCAUGUAAACUCAUGAACAGUGGUUGAUUCUGGCAGACAUACUUCUGAUUAUUUAUUUGGGAGAAGUGCAAACCUUCAUUGAACACAUUUUGGAAGAAAAAAAAAACAUUUUGAGGGAAAAAUGAACUUCUACAUGCAUACACAAAUAAAGAAACAAUCGUAAAAUAUUUUACACUACUCUUUUUGUUCUUAUUUCAGUCAUAUUUUUCAAGCUGUGAAAAAAACACAUUUGAUACUUUGUACAUCAGAUGCACAUCGUAAAGGGAUACUUUUGUAAAAGUAAAACCUUGUAUAAAAGAACAAAAAAAAAAAAAAAAAAAAAAAAAGUUUCUUAUCCUGGCGUGAAGUUCCAUUGUGCAUGUAUUGUAAAUCUGGUGUAUUGGUCGAACAGAUGCAUUACAAAGCCAAGAAAAGCUUGACGGACGGCGAGAUCGAGACAGAGACGUUACUUUGUCGAAUGACUGUCUCGAGCGGCUUUGCUAACUUGUGCCCACCUGAGGGUACUGAAGAGUGAGUUCGGAAUCUGCCCCCUUCAACAACAUAACCAAUGACACAUCGUGUGAUCAACGAUUUUUACUUCCAUGUAAAUGUGCACUCAUUUCACUGAGAACAUUUUGAACCCUGAUUAUAAAUUUUAAAAAUCUAACAUAUUAUUGAUUACCUUGCUCUUUUCAAAUGAAAAUCUAAUAAGUAAAGGCCAUCUAUUGUCUAUCAUGAUUUGGUUUUGGUGGAUAUAUAUUAUAUAUGCACCGUGUAAAGGAAGUUUAUGUUUCUUCAUUUUGGAAUGAUGUGAAGGUAAACGAGGGCCGCUUUGGUGCUUUCCUCGUGGGUCUGGUUGGUCUGGUCAUUCUCAGGCGCCAGUUCUUUUUUCCUGUAGAGUUCCACUUGGGUUUUUAUUUACGAAUCUUCUUGCACAGCCGGCUUAUAAAAACACAUCCAGGGUAAAUCAUUUCUGAUUCUUCACGUUUCUUUGUAUAUUUGGUGACUGUUUUGUCAUAGAUGUACAUAUUGUGUUGGUAGGGCUAUGAGGCAUGUAAUGGGAAUGUAAUUUUCUCAAAAAAAAAAAUACAAUCACUUGCAGACAUUUAUUUAAAAGUUAAUUAAUGGAAUCUUUGUAUUGGCACUUUGCACCGGAUACAUAUCAUUAUUUAUUGCUGUGAUUACUUAUUUGUCAUUCACCUUGUAUUAGUAAAUUUUAGCACUGAAUUCUUUAUUCAUUGUUGUUUGUAUUUAUAGACUAUAAAAUAACGGGGGAACCAAUGUAAUGAUUAAGUUGUACAACCACAAGUCAGUAAGCAAUAUCAUGAGUUUGUAGCUUAGAAUUCGGGGGACUAUUUAAGCAUCUGGAACAAAAGAAUAAAACUUAAAAACAGGUUAAUGUCAUCCAGAGAUCACAGUGAAAUAUUUUGGAUAUAUAAAAUCCUAAAGCUAUUGUAACCAUGUUUUAUUGCAAAGAUGUAAAAUAUGCCAGAUGUGUGUGAGCUGGAAGUUAAAACAAGAAAAAUAAAAUAUGCAAAGAACUCUGA
Messenger RNA from Erpetoichthys calabaricus (reedfish), 11465 nucleotides. RefSeq names its product neurobeachin a (gene nbeaa). Lineage: Eukaryota; Metazoa; Chordata; Cladistia; Polypteriformes; Polypteridae. Gene Ontology annotation, biological process: intracellular protein localization. Gene Ontology annotation, molecular function: protein kinase binding. Gene Ontology annotation, cellular component: membrane; cytosol. The coding region runs from base 764 to 9709 and encodes 2981 amino acids. The transcript has 60 exons. The record is from RefSeq and is a predicted model, not a curated record.